This is a messenger RNA of Seminavis robusta, 612 nucleotides long. NCBI's taxonomy places the organism in Eukaryota, Bacillariophyta, Bacillariophyceae, Naviculales, Naviculaceae. The record is from the annotation of a GenBank genome assembly.
AUGCUUUCCAUGAUGGAAUGGGCCCGUCAAAAGGGAUACUCAUGGGAUUCUGUCUGUGCGGAUAUUGCCGAAAGUGGAAAUUUGGAUUUGCUCCAGUUGGUUCGUCGGGACUAUGGCUGCCCAUGGGAUGCAUCGACUACUGCCAUGGCUGCUCAAGGUGGCCAUUUUGGCUGCUUCUUAUGGGCAUUAAUGAAUGGAUGCCCUAUGAAUGAAACUGUAUGUGCCAUGGCGGCAGCUUCUGGUGACAUGCAUUCGCUGUCUUGGGCACGUAUCAAUGGUUGUCCUUGGAAUGAACGUAUUUGUGAAAAUGCUGCCAAGAAUGGUCAUUUGGAAAUCCUGCAAUAUGCCCAUGAGAAUGGCUGUCCAUGGGAUGCAGACACUUGUGCUGCUGCUGCCGAAAAUGGGUACUUGGAACUCCUACGAUAUGCUCAUGAAAAUGGCUGCCCAUGGGAUGAACUUACAUGUGCCAAAGCUGCUAUGAAUGGACAUUUGCAUAUUUUGCAGUGGGCUCGAGACCAUGGAUGCCCUUGGGACCAGUUGACCCUGCAGAUGGCCGAAGACACUGGACAUUUCGAAGUCCUACAAUGGGCCCGUGACAAUGGUUGCCACUAG